Kluyveromyces lactis is the source of this 1494-nucleotide messenger RNA. RefSeq names its product glucose-6-phosphate dehydrogenase (gene ZWF1). Lineage: Eukaryota; Fungi; Ascomycota; Saccharomycetes; Saccharomycetales; Saccharomycetaceae. Bases 1 to 1494 code for a protein of 497 amino acids. Gene Ontology annotation, cellular component: cytosol. The record is from RefSeq and is a predicted model, not a curated record. Gene Ontology annotation, molecular function: glucose-6-phosphate dehydrogenase activity; NADP binding. Gene Ontology annotation, biological process: pentose-phosphate shunt, oxidative branch; glucose metabolic process. The transcript has a single exon.
AUGGCUACUCAGUUUGACGAGAACACUGUGAUCACUAUUUUUGGUGCUUCAGGUGAUUUAUCAAAGAAGAAAACGUUUCCUGCAUUAUUCGGGUUAUAUCGUGAAGGAUAUUUGAAUCCAACUACAAAAAUUAUUGGGUAUGCGCGUUCCAAGUUGAGCAACGAGGAUUUAAGAGAAAAGGUAAAGCCAUUUUUAAAGAAACCUAACGGAGCUAAGGAUGAUGCUAAAGUCAAUGAAUUUUUAUCGAUGGUUUCUUACCAUGCUGGUCCGUAUGAUUCUGAUGAAGGUUACUUGGAGUUGAAAAAGAUUAUCGAAGAGUUUGAGGCUGAAAAAAAGGUCGAUGAACCUCAUAGACUCUUUUACUUAGCCUUGCCUCCUAGUAUUUUCAUUGACGUGUGUUCGAAACUAAAGGAAAACCUAUACACAGAAUCUGGAAUUCAAAGGGUUAUUGUGGAAAAGCCUUUUGGUCACGAUCUACAGUCUGCUACUGAAUUACAGGAGAAGUUGGCGCCAUUGUUUUCCGAGGACGAAUUGUUCAGAAUUGAUCAUUAUUUGGGUAAAGAGAUGGUAAAAAAUCUAUUGUUGAUGAGAUUCGGUAACACUUUCUUGAACGCCGCUUGGAACAAAGAAAAUAUACAAUCUGUUCAGGUGGUUUUCAAGGAACCAUUUGGAACUGAAGGUCGUGGUGGUUACUUCGAUUCAAUUGGUAUUAUAAGAGAUGUGAUGCAGAAUCAUUUGCUACAAGUGUUAACUCUAUUGACGAUGGAAAGACCAGUAUCUUUCGACCCAGAAUCUGUACGUGACGAAAAGGUCAAGGUUUUGAAAGCAUUCUCUCCAAUUGAUCAUGACGAUAUAUUGAUAGGCCAAUACGGAAGAUCUGUGGAUGGUAGCAAGCCUAGCUACCUAGAUGAUGAAACUGUCAAAGAGGACUCCAAGUGUGUCACCUUUGCAGCAAUCGGAUUCAAAAUUGCAAAUGAACGUUGGGAUGGAGUUCCCAUCGUUAUGAGAGCAGGAAAAGCGUUGAACGAAGGUAAAGUAGAAAUCAGAAUCCAGUUCAGAAGAGUUGCAUCUGGCAUGUUCACUGAUAUUCCUAAUAAUGAAUUGGUUAUUAGAAUUCAACCAAAUGAAGCCAUCUACUUGAAGUGUAAUGCCAAAACACCUGGUCUUGCGAAUGAAAACCAAACCACAGAACUAGACUUGACUUACUCAGAGAGAUACAAAAACUAUUGGAUUCCUGAAGCAUAUGAAUCUUUGAUAAGAGAUGCCCUUUUAGGAGAUCAUUCAAAUUUCGUCAGAGACGAUGAAUUAGACGUAAGCUGGAAGCUAUUUACUCCAUUGCUUAAUUACUUGGAAGGACCAGAUGGACCUCAACCAAAGAUCUAUCCAUAUGGCUGUAGAAGCCCUGACGGACUCGUUGAGUUUUUAGCAGACCAUGGUUACACCUUUUCCAAACCAGGAUCCUACCAAUGGCCUGUCACCACUCCUAAAAUGUAA